This is a messenger RNA of Mercenaria mercenaria, 2003 nucleotides long. RefSeq names its product aldehyde dehydrogenase 1A1-like. The transcript is spliced from 14 exons. The record is from RefSeq and is a predicted model, not a curated record. The coding region runs from base 93 to 1589 and encodes 498 amino acids. Lineage: Eukaryota; Metazoa; Mollusca; Bivalvia; Venerida; Veneridae. Gene Ontology annotation, biological process: aldehyde metabolic process. Gene Ontology annotation, molecular function: aldehyde dehydrogenase (NAD+) activity.
UGUUAUCAAUACAAUAUAUCCUACUUUAGACUGAUAUAAAUUAUUUAGCCACAGUUGGCAAGUUUCAGUGUUGACGGCAAGACAGAUAAGCCAUGGCUCAACUUCCACCUCCACCGCCAGCCAUUAAGGAUCCGGAAAUAAAAUAUACACAGAUUUUCAUCAAUAAUGAAUGGGUAAACUCUGCCAGCGGGAAGACCUUCCCGACGAUAAAUCCGACGAAUGGCAAGAAAAUCUGUGAUGUUCAAGAGGGUGAUAAGGCAGACAUUGACAAGGCAGUUGAUGCGGCUAAGAAGGCCUUUGAGUUCGGCUCGGCAUGGCAAAAAACGGACGCCAGCAAAAGAGGAGUGCUUUUAAACAAACUUGCCGAUCUUAUUGAGCGAGAUAGAAUUUACAUUGCUAGUUUGGAAACUUUAGACAAUGGUAAACCAUUCAAAGACUCCUUCUAUAUAGAUAUGACAGCAACGAUCAAUACACUCAGGUACUAUGCCGGCUGGACUGAUAAAAUACAGGGGAAAACCAUACCUAUAGAUGGAACGUUUUUCUGUUACACGAGGCACGAACCAGUAGGAGUAUGUGGACAAAUUAUUCCGUGGAAUUUCCCUAUAACCAUGAUGGCUUGGAAGAUUGCUCCAGCACUUGCCUGUGGCAACACGGUGGUGAUCAAACCUGCAGAACAAACUCCACUCACUGCCUUGUAUAUGGCACAGCUAAUCAAGGAGGCUGGAUUCCCGGCAGGAGUAGUCAAUGUGGUUCCCGGGUAUGGACCUACAGCCGGAGGAGCCAUAUCCUCACAUCCGGAUAUUAAUAAAGUAGCAUUCACAGGAUCUACAGAGGUUGGCCAGCUCAUCAUGCAGGCAGCUGCUAAGUCCAAUCUGAAGAGAGUGACUCUGGAACUUGGCGGGAAAAGUCCAUUUGUCGUCUGGAAGGAUGCUAACUUGGAUGUCGUUGUUGAGUGGGCCCACCAGGCUAUUUUCUUCAACAUGGGGCAGGUUUGUACGGCAGGCUCUCGAACAUACGUCCAUGAGGAUAUUUAUGACGAAUUUGUCAAGAAAGCAGUAGCACGUGCCAAGGCAAAGACUAUUGGAGACCCCUAUGAUGUGAAAAGUGAAUAUGGACCUCAGGUUAGCGAGGAACAGUUUAACAAGGUUCUUGAAAUGAUUGAAAGUGGAAAGAAGGACGGGGCAAAGCUGGAGUGUGGUGGGGCCAGACAAGGGACAGAGGGGUAUUUCGUGCAACCAACUGUUUUCUCAGACGUAACAGAGAAGAUGAGAAUAGGAAAAGAAGAGAUUUUCGGACCAGUCCAGCAGAUAAUUAAAUUCAAGGAUAUGGAAGAUGUUAUCCAACGGGCUAACGAUACAAAAUACGGUCUGGCAGCUGCUAUAUUCACACAGGAUUUAGAUACUGCUAUGACGUUUACAAGCAGGGUUAAGGCAGGAAGCGUAUGGGUUAACUGUUACAACGCUAAUUCUCCAGCUGCUCCAUUUGGUGGAUUCAAAAUGUCAGGUGUCGGAAGAGAACUCGGAGAAUACGGUCUACAGCAGUACACAGAGGUGAAGAACGUUGUUGUGAAGACCCAGACCAAGUUGUAAAUCAGUUACAGAAUACAUCUACCUAACUGCGACGACAAGAAGGAAAUAGACCAAUACUUGGAAAAUGAUAUUACACAUGAGGCUAUCUUGAACUUUUAUUUACAUUCUGUAAUAUGUAAAUAUAGACCGAAAGAAGAAAACAGAAAUAAGUCUAGAAAAACGAAAUUUUGCAACUUGAUAAUAUUUACUAUAGUACAUAAAGCCUCAAAAUAUAUACGACCUCAGGGUGGACUAGAAAAUUAAUGAUUUCCUUCUAGAGCCUUAAAACAUAUGAACAUUUUCUCUUGAACAAAGAGAAUUGCAUGUUAAUAUGGUAAAUGCUUCAAUUCAAACUUUAAGAUUGUCAUGGGUGGACAUGUGCAUUAUGUUUUCAUGUUGCAAUUAAUUUAUCAGAAAUAAAGGAACUAUUACCUA